This is a messenger RNA of Colossoma macropomum (tambaqui), 7545 nucleotides long. RefSeq names its product up-regulator of cell proliferation-like. Lineage: Eukaryota; Metazoa; Chordata; Actinopteri; Characiformes; Serrasalmidae. The transcript has 4 exons. Gene Ontology annotation, molecular function: nucleic acid binding; GTP binding; hydrolase activity. Bases 116 to 4873 code for a protein of 1585 amino acids. The record is from RefSeq and is a predicted model, not a curated record.
CGGGUGGGGUGCCUGAAGAAGAAACUUCAGGGAGAUGUCAAACAAGGUAAAAUCAGAUGACGACCUCAUGAAAACCUCAACCUGACACUCAGAAAAAAACAUCAGCACUGUCACCAUGGAUUCAUCCUCUGAUCCAGAUGAAUUUGAAGAUGCCACCGAUGACUUCAUCCAAGAUGAGGUACAAAAAGGUUCUUCAAGAACUUGUUUUGUUCAGUCAGGAAAUGAGGAGGACACUGUCACAUCAAAAGAAAUCAGACUUUACAGCUUUCUCCAAGACUUGGGGCUAGAACACCAUUACCAAAAUAAGCUGUCAUUGAGCACAGCGCUGCAAAUAGACAAAAGGACAGUUAGAGAUGACCCAGGACAGUCCCUAUCAGCUUUACCAUGGUGCUUCCUGAAGAAGCUGAUGAUGGUCAAUGUGACUGCCAGGAACAUAAGUUCCUUAUCAGAUAAGGUAGCUGCAGAUAGUUCAGAUUGGGAAGAUGAUCAGGAGAAUGACAAAGAUGAGCAGAAUCUUUUAGUGAACCCUUCAGACAUUGUGAAUGCUCUUUUCCUGUGUGCUGAUAAUUUUCUUCAGCAAGAGAUGGUUUCAAAAAUGUCUGUGUGCCAGUUCUCUGUUCCUUUACUCCUACCAAACUGUGCAACCAAUGAGGUCAUCUUCAUGCUCUGGGCAAUGAGAGAUAUUGUGAAAAAAUACAAACCACACUCAUUGGAGGACCCAAAUGGAUUUGUUGAAGACAGGAUAGUUCUCUCUGACAUCCCUCUAGUGUCAUUUGUACGGCUAGAUGACUGUAGCACUUCCAAAUCUCAGAUUUUGAACAAGUUGCUCAGCAAUCCCCAGCAGUAUCAUGAUAUCUUUGUACACAAAGACAUGGAAUGUGGUGACGUUCCAAGAAAAAUAUCAAACGGUUUGGUGGAGAUCAGCUGGUAUCUCCCAUGCGGGAACAAAAACAUUGACAUCUUCCCUGAACCUGUGGCUGUGGCUAACUUGAGGGGUGACAUCAGUAUGUUUGAAACUCAGUACUCUUUCCUGUGUCAGACAUCUAACGCAGUUUUUGUCUUUUUUGACAAACUGGACAAACACGAAUUUGUGACAAAUCAGCCAAUUAGAGGACAGCUGUUUUUAAUAGGAAAUUCUGAGACCAGUGAUCUAAAAACAAAAGCCCGACAACUGAACCUAAAAAGAAACAAUGUCAUUUUCAGGGCCAAACAGAAUGAAGAUAGCUUUGUCAAAACAAUGCGUGCAAAGAUGAACACUGUGAUUAAGAACAGUCAGAAUAAUAAGUCACUGGAGAAGGGGACUGAAGUAGCACAUGAACUUGGGAUCUUGGUUGAUGAGGACAUCACAGAAUGUAAGAAUGCAAAGGUCCUUGCAGACAAAAUCACUUCAGAAAUACGUGCCAUACCACAGUUCAAGGAAACCCAACUUCCCCUUCAGGGAGAAAUCUGGAAAGAACUGUCAAAGCUGGAGAAAGAAGAGAGCCGGCUUCAGAAAGCAGGAGAUCAGAGCAUUGAAAUGUAUAAAUCUGAUCUCAGUGCAAAAAAGAAAGAGCUCAGGAAGCAGCAAUGCAGUUUUAAAACAUCAGAGACGAUGGCACAAUUCAUGGAAGCACUUUCAAGACCUCGCCUGGAAAGAGCUUAUUUUUUUAAAUGGAUGAGGAUGAACCUGGACAAUCUGACCACUAAAAAUGUCUCAGCUCUAAAGGAACAAUAUCAGAAAUGCCAAGAGUCUUCAAGAAACAAAGAGGAGAUUUCAAAGUUAGACAAAGAAAUCUCAUGUUGUUCUCUAGGAAUUGAGCACUUUCUAAGAGAGCUGGGUCAGGUAUAUGAAUCUGUGGUUUCUUUAUCAGAAAAAGAGUCUGAAAAACAAAUAUCAGAUCUUCCGAAGCUGUGUGCAGAGCUGCUGCUUGAAGGAUUCCCUUUAGAACUUUUAGAUGGAGAGGCAUCUAAUAUACCAAUGAGAUGGAUCAGUGAUGUGCUGAAAGAGUUGAAUGAUUUGUUGCAGCCUAACAAUAAAAUAAUGGCAGUUACAGUUUUAGGAGUUCAGAGCACAGGGAAAUCCACACUGCUCAACACCAUGUUUGGGGUUCAGUUUGCAGUCAGUAGUGGGAGAUGUACUAGAGGAGCUUUCGUGCUGCUUCUCAAAGUCACAGAGGAGUUCAGAAAAGUACUAAACUGUGACUACUUAGUAAUUAUUGAUACUGAGGGGCUAAAAUCUCCUGAAUUAGCACAACUUGAUAAUAGCCAUGAGCAUGACAAUGAGUUGGCUACGCUUGUUGUUGGUUUAAGUGAUGUUGCAAUAAUCAACAUUGCCAUGGAGAACUCCACUGACAUGAAGGACAUUUUGCAGAUUGUAGUACAUGCCUUUCUCAGGAUGAAGCAAGUAGGUAAGAAGCCAAAGUGUUUGUUUGUGCACCAGAAUGUAGGAGAUGUAUCAGCACAUAAUAAGAACAUCAGAGACCGAACACUUCUGUUGGAUCAACUGAAUGAAAUGACUGAAUUAGCAGCUAAAAUGGAGAAUAAUGACCAGAUAACAAGAUUCACCGAUGUUAUGGAAUAUGAUGCACAUACAUCUAACUGGUAUAUUCCUGGACUCUGGCAUGGGAACCCACCAAUGGCAUCGGUCAGUGCAGGCUACAGUGAAACCAUUGCUGAGUUCAAAAAGAGAAUGAUAGAUGAUCUUGGGAAAUGCAAGACGUCUCGAAAUAACAUGAUGGAGUUUCUUGAGUGGACAAAAAGUUUGUGGAGUUCUGUGAAGUUUGAAAACUUCAUUUUCAGUUUCAGGAACAGCAUAGUGGCAGACGCAUACAGGAAAAUAUGUGUGGAAUUCAACAAGUGGGCCUGGUCAUUCAGAAAGAACAUGCACACCUGGACAUUAACAGCUGAGACAAACAUUUCCAAUUUUGGGAAAUUCUCUGAAAUCACUACUGCACAUAACUUAAAUGAGCUUGUUAGCAAUUUGAAAAGUGAUGCAUUGUCAGAGCUUUCAAAAGAGGAAAGCACCAUUCUUAACAACAUUGCCAGUUACUACGAACAAACAGAGGGUCACGUAGAGCUUGUGGAGAGAUACAAAGAAGACUUCAUGAACAGUGGAAAAUCUUUGCGUCGAGAGUUGGAAAAUACAGUCAACAACAAACUAGACGCUGCUGCAACUGUCCGUAAAGCAGUAACAAAGCUAGAGUACAUCAGAAAGACACAAAGAGAGACGAUGGAACAGAGAGUCCUGGCGUUGCUUGAAGAGUAUAGAAAAAGCAAAUUCCACAAGACAGAUCAGGAUCUAGAGCAGGACUUUGAGAAGAUGUGGAAUGAAACCAUUGAGAAACUGUCUUUUCAGCCACUUCCUAAACGAAGCAUCAUGGACUGUGUUUUUAAACAACUUAGGAUCAACCUGCAACACAAGGGAAGCUCAGUCACUGAGGAACUUGACAAAACUAAUCUAAUGGACUGUGGAACAGGUUCCUUCAAUGUCACAGUAGGGAACAAAUUGCAAAAACUUUUACAUAGGCACACUGUGCUUGAACUGCAAAUGUUGUCUGAGAGAAUCGUUGCAAAAUCAGAGCAGUUCAUAGCAGAAAAGGUCGCAACCAAAACUGAUUAUGAUGACACAUACGUCAGGGAGGUUUUGCAGAUAGUUGAUGAGGGAUUAAUCUCUUACAAAACUCCUAAACAUUGUGAGAAAAUUGAAGUCCCAUUAAAAAAGCACAUAUGUGGUAUUGCAGGCAAGAAAUUUCAGACCAUGCAUGAUAGUUUUAUUCAAGAGAAUGACCCCUGUAGAUGCUUAGAACAGUCCAGAGAUAUGUACUGCAGUGACUUUAAGGAUUUAUUCCAUGAACGGGAUCAAUGUCAAAAGAAAGCGAAAGAUUUUGCAGAUUGUUGUCUUAUGCCUGCAGUGGAAGCAUAUCUUUUCAGUGCCCUUGGUAUUGAAAUUGUUGAUGAAAUGACAAAAGGAAAAAUUCAUUUCAGCACACGCACAUUUUUUCAGGAGUUUAUUUUGAAAGAAUUGCUGGAUGAAUCAAACUAUUUAAAUUAUCUCAAGUAUAUAAUUACUAAUGAAUCUUUCAUUAAGUCCAAGAUUUUGAUUGAAAUUGUAAAAUGCUUCAUAAUUGAGGACAAACUUGCUGAAUUAGAAGAGCAGCUGUUAACAAAGAUUGCCAAAGACAUAACAAAGUCUAUCUCCAAAGCACAGGUGGAUAAACAGAAAUCCAGCAGCAUUAAGGAUUUUAUUUUUACCAUUUGCAAAGACCUGGAAGAGACCCUGGUCAUUCCUGUGGAUUCAGUUGAGGAGCUUGUGAGUCUAAACAAUGCAAAAGUUGAACAGUUUGCUGAAUGGCUCACAAAAUCAGUUGAGGAAAUGAAAAUGCUAUUGCAACAGAAAUGUGAAAAACAGAGUCUGGAAGAGAAAAUAGAAAAUCUUCAAUUCAAGCCAGUAGAGGAGCUUAUACAACAGUUGGUAGGUUGUGGAGAACAGUGUCCAUUCUGUGGUGUCCCAUGUGAAGCAACAGGUACAGGACACACUGAACACUUUGCUACAAUUCACAGACCUCAGGGAUUAAUCUCAUAUCAUUCACAUCUGACUACAAAACUUGUGACUGACAUAUGCACCUCCUCUGUGUUUAGUGAAAAGUUGUUUAUUUGUGAGAAGACAGGUAACAAGCCACAUCCCUACAAGAGGUAUAGUGAGAUUUAUCCUAACUGGCGCAUCCCUCCAGACACCACUGAGGCUUCCAACUACUGGAAAUAUGUGAUGGCCAAAUUCAGUGAGGAAUUUGCCAGUUACUAUAAGACACAACCUGCUGAUAUUCCUCCUGCCUGGAAACACAUCACCAAGGAGCAGGCUGAAAACAGUCUGAAGAAAUCUUUUGGAGGAACAUAAAAACUGCCUCAGUAGAGCAGGGCAUGGUUGACGCCAAGUCCUCCAGCAUCCUCGCUGAUAGUGCUUUGGAAAUAAGCACAUAAUUUUAUAUCUUCUGCAAGUUUCAAGCUGAGAGAAACCAUCUGCACGAAUACAUUGCUUAUAUAUUAUAACAGAACUGAACCAUUACAUUACUGAAAAGAACCAUUACAUAAUCUCCAUCUUGACAAUAACGUCUACAGACUAUUAACAUCUACUUUUCUAUUAACAACUAACUUAGACUUAGGCUAAGAUAGUGGACUGUUUGGUUACCUGUUUAUUAUCAGCUUUCCACAGUUGUGUUGAACUAAUGCCACUGGUAAAAAGGGAAGACAAUUUUGUAAAAUCACAGCAGAAAUGUUUGCAGAGAAAGUGGUAACAUACACAUCAGUAUAGUGUUGCAGAUAAGAGAGAUUUGAUAAGUUUGAAGGAUGAAAAGAAGAACCAUGUACUAUUUACCAUUAGUAUAAAUACUAGAACUCACUGAAACAUUGUAUCUCUCUAAUGUGAUGUGUGACCCUUUUUUUUCUUGGCAAUUAAUUGUUGGUGAUUUCAAGUGUAAUUGAAGUAGAAUUCAAAAGAAUAUAGAAUCGAAUAAAUAACAUUUGUCACUGUCUAAAUAUUGCACUGUAUGUAGUUUAAUAUAUAUAAAAUAUUGCUUAGUAUAUAGUUGAAAGCCAUUUGGUCUUUUAUGUAAUAUUUACCUUAAUUUUAAGUUUCACUACUGCAGGGGCUUUAUGAUUUGUGUGUAUGUGUGAUCUGAAGAAGUUAAUAAUGAACCCCAACUUCUGCAAAAAUGGGUUCAUACAAAGUGUAAGCACAAAUUAGCAUGGACGUAAUGUAAGUGAAUGAGAUCCAAUGAUAUACUAGUGCAGUUUCAUGACAAAUAGGGAAGGCAUUGUGGAGCCUGAUGGCAGUUUGUAGGGAAGACUCCAAAAUAGCUUGAGGAGGGAGUAGCUAAACAUGCUCCUGGACAACACAUCAUGGAGAGGAUGGUCAGAAUUGUUAAAAAAAAGAGAAUUGAAAAGCUGAAAUAAUUUGUUCUUUAUAGAAAAGCCAUAACAUAUAAUUUCAAAGCAAAUUAAUGAUUUCUGUAACCUCUAGUAAAACAUCAUCAGUGACUCCGCCAUCUUCAUCAGGUCUGCUAAGUACUAGCCUCUAAAGUGCUGGUAGAUCUUGGUCUACAAGGUGGGCUGCAAAUAUGGUGAGACGGCCAACUGGGUGGAGUCCCUGAGUAGGAAUAACUUCAAGUAAGAGAAUAUAUGCAUUGUGUGGCCUACUUGGUUUAUAUUGUUCUUCCUGGACAAUAUAGCCUGUUAGGCUAAUGUAGCUCCGAUAAGAUUGACCUGAGGUCUAGGACAUGGUGUCUUUUCAUCACACAGCAGGCACCUCAUGCACACACAAAAUCAUAGGAACAACACAAUAUAAAUAUCCACCAUAUCUCUUCAUUGCCUUAGCUUUGGUUAGCAUUGCUGUCCUGAGUUCUGUGAGAGUGACAGGCUGUUGUGGUGGAGAUGUGUCUUUUUCUACAGGCUCGUAUGUGGAACAGCUGCUGGACUGCUGGUAUAGCCUACCGAGACUGAGCAGUCUCAGAGCGGGGGCUAACAGUCUGAUGCUGCACUGUAACAUAUUAAAAUAUUAGCAUUGCUGACCAUCAAGACAGAAAAACAGAGGACGUUUGUAGCGUGAAAGCUACUGUGAAUAAUGAUUCAGUAUAACUGGUUGGACCAGUGUACCCCAUUGAUGACUAUUUGUGGUAGGAAGCUUAUCUGAGCUCUGAACUUAGCUUAUCAGCUAAGCUUACCAGAAGUGGACAUGAGGUGCAUACAAAACAACAUGAACUUUGAAAUUCUUCCUUUCUUUUAUUUUGCUCUGUUUUUGUAUGCUAAACCACUAGAGGGCAACAUUGAAACUAUUCAUAAAAUCAAAACACCUUCUAAAAGACACCCAACCAGCCAAAGUGUUUAACCCUUUAAAUGCCCCAGAUCUGCCAGCAGAUCCAGGCCUUCUUUCCUCUCUCUUUUUUUACUUAGGAAUAUCUCAGUCAGCUGGGAAUAAAAGAUGCAUAAGACUUUACUAUGUCCCCUUCAAUAUGAAGUUGUUUCAGUGUCCAUAAUAUCAAAUUGACAUAGGGUAUGUUAUUAUAAAUUGUUACCAUAAAUGGUAAAUCUUUACUGCUCUAAAACAAACCUUGGCAAUUAAAGGGAAAUUCCACCUAUUUUUCAAAUAAUUUCAAAUAUUUUUCAAAUAACUUCCACUUAUUAGUGAACUUUGACAUGAAAGCGUGCACUUUCUUCACGGUGGUGGUGAUAGGAAACAGGUUGAUGAUUCCUACAAUACAAAUAUAGACAUUUUAUUUAUUCUCCAAAUCACCAUAAACAUUGCAUAUCUAUAAAUUAACAUCUUCCAGUACUAUGCAAAUUAUUGGGAAGUCUCCAUUAAAAUAUUUACUACGAAGAUUGGUAUGAAACAGUAUUACACUGACACUGUGUCCAUAUUAUAGCCUCACCAUAUAAUACUCCCUGAGAUUAAAGCCAGCUAAAGAGAUUUGCCCAGAGAUCUGUUAAUGUUGUAAAUUCUAUUAUAUGAAAAAGACUGGGUGUAAAUGGCUUAUAUGGAAGGGUGGUUUCUAAAAAAAACAAAAACAACAACAA